Symbiodinium natans is the source of this 1773-nucleotide messenger RNA. Lineage: Eukaryota; Dinophyceae; Suessiales; Symbiodiniaceae. The record is from the annotation of a GenBank genome assembly.
AUGAGGCUUCCCGCGAUGUCGGAGCCGGCAGACCCUGAGUCCGAGCCUUCUGCGCCCCCAGCCGAGCUGGUGUUUAGUCCCGUGGAGUAUGCGGAGCUCUACUCCAUGGCCUCCGCGAGGGGCGAAGAUGUGGAAGAAGGGCUGAAACGAACCAAGAAAGCUCUCAAACUCAAGGCGCAUGCGAAGAGGCUCAAGGCGGCAAUGCAGCAGCGAGUGGAGAGGGAGGUGGCAGCUGCCCAGACACAGCGGUGGAGGUGGAGGUCUCCUGGAGGAGAUGUUGAGCUCGAGAAGCAGCUGCAAGACCUGCAAGGUCUCAUCGAUGACAUCAGCAGUGCGGCAUCUGUAGAAGAUGGCGUUUGGCGCUAUAGGAAGAUCUGGGAGCCCAAGCUUCGCUUCGUUGAGGAAGACAUGGAGCGUGGCGUACCAGAGGAGGACAUCGCUGAGAAGUAUGACCUCUACGAGGCUGUGUCGGAAGCCAUCCAAUACCGGCAGUCUGUGAAAUUGCUGCGCGAGAUUGGCGAAGAGUUGAAGAAAGCCGAAGCCAGCCUGCUCCAAAUUCAAGCUCAAAACGAGUCCCAGUCCCUGCGGCUCCUGAGCUUCUUCGACAUCCUUGAGGCCCGAAUCGAAAGCGCAGUGAAGCUCGAAGAAAAGUCAUCUAGGCUCAGGCGCCAAGCGCAAGAGUGUGAAGCGGCAGCGGCAGCUGUGAGAGGCGACGCGUCGGGUGUGCGUGGCUUAAGCAGUUCAGCCGGGAAAGAGUCACGCCAGCCGUUCUUGCCAGAGGCCCAGGAGGCAGCUGAGAGUUUGUGGCGGCAGGCGGAGGAGGCGAAGAAGGAUUUCGAGAUGAUUCAGAAGGGCAAUCAAGAAGCAACGCUCUUCUUGAAUUCGCAGCUGCGGGCAUACGAGGAAGCUCAGAGGUCAUGUGGAUUGUUGGGAGGCACCUUGCAGGACCUGCGGCAGGCUCUGCUGGAGCACAAGGAGGAGCCGCCAUUGCCAGGCAUCCUGGAACCUCAGCGGGAGCUGCUUCGACGGGUGCACUCAUCGCUGCAACGCUGCUUCUUCAAGGCCAGGGGCAUCGAGGCCUUCGAAAUCGAGCAGCAGCUGAGGCGGUGUCAGGAAGAGGACGAACUGGCCGAAACACUUGGCUUGGCCAGUUGCCUCAAGGAUGUGGACCCGGUCUUGAUGGAAGAAAAGCACCGGCUCCUCAAAGAACUAACGGAGAAGCGACUCGAAGAGAGGAGGUGUAACGAGGCUCUGGAGCGGACGAGGUGCCAGCAGCAGCAAGAAGUUCGGGAAAGACGGGAGAGCUGGAGAAGGAUGCGCAGCUCGUGUGGCAGGCUUUGCUGCGCACCAGUGCUCAUCCUGAUUGUCACCGCACCUUUGACCAUCGGAACCCUGGCCGGUGUCCAGCUGAACAUCCGCUGGCUCCGGAAUCCCCCCAGCCUGGAUUCCAAGGAGCUCUGGGCGGGUUUCUGUAAGGCAGAGCUCUCUCUGACGGGAGUUGCAAGCUUCCUGGUGCUGGUCUUCGCCUGCCUCCUCUGUGGCGCCGUCCCGGUCCCGUGCGGACCUUGCUCGGUUCCUUGCCUUCUGAUGACGGUGACUUUUUGGAUUGGACUCUUGCCCGGGUUCGAUGCAUGGAGCUCCGAUGCUCCGAGUCAGUGGUCGUGGAUGCGAGUUGUGAGCAGUUGCGUUUACCUUGCCUUCUUCGGUGUGGUUUGGUUGCUUGGCUGCCGGUGUGCAACGUCAUGGGCGUGCCAGAUGUCCAGCCAAUCCUAG